Messenger RNA from Amoebophrya sp. A25, 826 nucleotides. Lineage: Eukaryota; Dinophyceae; Syndiniales; Amoebophryaceae. The record is from the annotation of a GenBank genome assembly.
CCGCGGACGAGAACAUGAGGGCGGCGCCAAUCGUCCUCCAAUGCAAACAAGAGAAGACUCGUCCCCUCGUCAGGCAGGAGUUACAGAGGGAGUAGACCAAGAUCAUGAACAUCGAAGCUAUCAUCAGGGUCAACAACAGCAACGUCCACCCGGUAAUCCUGUUGUUCAACCUCCGCAUACAACACCUGCCGCAUACAACAACUACAAUACCAUGGGAGCAGUAGAGGACAGUACAACCGCAUUUUCUUUUCGUGACGUGCAUGCUGAGCUAGGAAUGGCACAAACUCAUCUGUACUACUGUCCGCGAACAAGUGCUACCUACCACGAGUACGCAACUCGCGAUGGUCUAGCGCGUGCGAGAUACUACAUCUACCCUCCGGAUCUGCAAGUAGACCCCGAAAAAAAUCGAGAGGACCACACCAACGAUAGAAGACGUCACCUGCUACAUCUUCAGGAAGAACAUGAAGACCACCUUCGUCAAGACCGUCAUCAAGAGCAACAAGAAAGUCGAGGGCAUCAUCAGCAUCAUCAAGUACCAGAGGAAGAUGAUCAGAAUCGACCACGUCCUCAAUACACCACAGUGGGCAAAGAGUGCAUGAAACUCGAUGCUCUAGAACCAUUACCCGAAGGCGUUCACCUCGAUGCUGCGAAGAAACAGUUCUGGCGCAGUAGGGAAGCGGCGUUAAAAGACUGUCGUGAGGAUGUGAACACGGUCGUGCUGACCUUUCUGCGUGGUCUAGACUUGCUGGAAUAUUUGAUGUCCGAGGUCGACUUGCACAACCACAACAUCUUGGCUGAGAUCAACUUUUACAGGCAUCAAGUGAAC